Ictidomys tridecemlineatus (thirteen-lined ground squirrel) is the source of this 6516-nucleotide messenger RNA. Lineage: Eukaryota; Metazoa; Chordata; Mammalia; Rodentia; Sciuridae. The record is from RefSeq and is a predicted model, not a curated record.
GGAAGGCUAGGGUAUUACACAUCUGUUGCCGCUGGUUUCAAUGAAGUUAUCUCCUCUGCUGCGUUUUGGUGACAUCAGUUAUCUGCCAUGGUGGUAUCCCAUGCAAAUGGUGACAGUUCGUUCCCUUUGCUGGGUGACAAAUGCAAUGGGUGGGUACUGACUGUCUCUCCCAAGCCCUGUUUUAAUCCUGUGGCCACUGCCUAUGAAGGCUUGGUUGGCAUUUACUUCUGUAGAUCAGAAGGGCUGACCAGUUGUUUCGGCGGGAUCGUUAGUUCUGAGUCAUAGCGGUUUGGCUGUGAGAAGCAGUAGAACGAGAGCUUUAAUGCAGCCCAUCCCGGCUCAGUGUGUGUUCUGAGAGGCCCGGACUGUUCGCCCAGAUCCACGUCAGCUCUGCAUUGCCUAGUGAUCCUGAGCAAACAGCAUUUAGACAGUUUACGACUCCCUGUGCCUGCGCAGCUGAAGAGGUCAGAGAUUUGAUCUCUCCGAGCCCGCCGCCAUGUUGGAUCCUCUCGGGAGGUCCAAAAGUGAGGAUUCUUAAAAGUCAUUUUUCAUUGAAGGAUUAUAGGAUUUUCAAAUGAUAUAGAAACUAUAAUAGCAUAUCAAAUACUACUAAGAUACCAAACCAUACCCAGCUAAAAAAAGUUAAGUCUUGGUCAAUUACCUUUGACUUUCCACUCUGUGACAUGGGCACUUGGUCUUACCACUUAUUUCAAUGUGAGAAAGUUUUGCACCAUUCACAUCAUCAUUCCUCAGAUCACCAGAGAUGAUGAUGACAGAUGCAGUACCCCAUGUGAUUCCUGAACAUUUUGAGAGUUCAGGAACAGCUAUUUGUACACUUACUCACAACUUGUAAUAUAAUUUCCUGCAAAAAUUUUAGUACAAAAUUUUUUUUUUUUGUAAGAUGCAAGUAUUGUGUUUUAGAAAAUCAGUAGCAUCCUUUAAUUGGAAACUGGUGAACUGAGUGUGGUUGUGCACACCUAGAAUCCCAGUAGCUCGGGGGGCUGAGAUAGGAGGAUCAUAAGUUCAAAGACAGCUUUAGCAAAAAGUGAGGUGCUAAGCGAGGUGUGCAGUGAGACCCUGUCACUAAAUAAAGUACAAACUAGGGCUAAGGAUGUGGCUCAGUUGUCAAGUGCCCUUGAGUUCAAUCCCUUAUACCCCCCCACCAAAUAAAAAGAUUAAUAUUUCCUUUUUGACAUGUUACCCUAGGAAAUGGGAAUCUUCAUUCCAAAGAAACUAUUGUGUAUAAUUUAUUAACGGAGACAUGUCAAUUUGCUUGACAAAAGGAUUCACCAUCAUAGCACCAUAAGGAGUUUGAAGGAGACAUCAGAAAACUCAAGGAGAGAUGCUAUGAGCAUCCAGGGAGUCUAAAAGAUGAUUCCUAUGAAUCCCAGCAGCAUCUAUGGAUCAAAUACAACCAGUAAACACUCUCAUGAUUAAAAUGAUUAUUAUAGUGGAAAAAAACUCUCUCUCUUGGUAAACAUCACUGGACAACCCCAAGGGUCUCCCAGGACCCCCCACAAAUCACUCAGAUUGCCCCAACCUCAGCACUGUAACUGAAAGCCACUCUGAUUCACUGGUACUUAUGCCAAUGCAGUUGUACAAUAUUUUGAAUAUCACUCCUUGGUAUCAUCAAAACUGCUUCUUAAAUAAGAAUCUUUCUCCCUCUUAAAAUUUUAGACACUUUUCCCUUGAAUUAUUUGACAGUGUUUUCUACCUAAAAAAUACUAGCAGCUGAAAGUAAGAUCCAGCUCCAUGAAAUGCAUCUCUUUCCUAUGAUAGGUUUUCAUCAAAUUAUGUAUAGUAAAAUUUAAUUUAGAAUUCAUACACAGCCUGAUUAAAGUUCUAAGCUGUGACACUAAAAGUUUUUAAACUAUAGAGAUACAGGAUUUGCUCAUGGAUGGUGCAAAACUAUAUGUUACAAACACAAUUAAUCACUCAUUUUUUUGAAACCAUGUAUUAAUAAUCUCUUUACUCAUUCCAAAAAGAAUAAUGAUUCAACCAUAAAAACUAUACAGAGAUCAUUAAUGACAAAGAAAAAUUUUGGUUCUAUUCCUGGAGGUACUUGCAUUUAUUAAACUACACAACAGUGCAGCACUGCAAUUCCCCUAAAAAUUAUAGAGAAGACCACAAAAGGUGAUCAUUUAUCCUUCUGCUUAACUUUAAACUGUAUGAGUUGGUUACAAAUUGCUACUACCCAGUCAGUAAGAAUUUGUCACAGGGAAAAUAAUUAAAAUCACCAUAUAGAUUUUUUGAAGGAAAAUAUCUGCAUUUGAAGACAGAAAUAAAAGUCUUAAUUUUCAAAAGAAAAUGAUCAGCUAUUUGCAAAUUUACAAUUCACUAAAGCCAGAUCACCAUGAUUUCAUUACCUAAAAUAUAUAACAGUGCCAUGAAAUUUUACUCACCAAACAACAGCUUAGAACAUAGCCACACAGUUAAAGGGAUUUGACAAUAAUGGUCAAUAACAAAGAACUAUGCACAAAACAACUGGUCAAAACAGGAACAGUCAGAUCUCUGAAGAUGCAGGGAGACACACAGAUGCCCAAGAAAGGCUGUUUCCAUGAGCACAACAGGCAGCCAUACAGAUCACAUUGCACUUGAAUUUCUGUUUUCAAGUUCAAGAUAUGAUGAGGUGCUGGGUAAAGCAGAAGGUCAACCCCAAGGGAAUCACAAAUGAAAGUCAUUGACUUAUCUCCACAAACACGAUUUCCAAUACCUGUAAGAGCCACCAUCCCAUAGCAGCUGAGCACACUAAAUACUCCAGUCUAAAGUUUCUUGCCCCUUCCAGCUUCUCUACCUUGUUAGCCAGCAUCUCCUGCAGGGUAUGCAACAAGAGGGACUGCUCCAGCUCAAAGCUGUAGAUGGUAAGGCCCUGGGGGAUAUUCUGCAAGGAAAGAGGGAGAGGUGUAAAUAUGUCACCAGGGUCAAGCAUCCAGACCCCAUCUACCCUGGUUUCCUCCAGCUGCUUCACAGAAAAUGUGAAGAUGUUUGCUACCUCUGCACUGUCAGCUGACCAUCUCCACAAGUCACUGUCAUUACUUCUCUUGUUUCAUACAUUAUUAAACUCAGGGUAACAAGUGCUGUCAUGCCCAGAUUGUGUAUCCUGACACAUUCUGCAUUGGAGCUUUGUCUGUAGUUCCUGAGGAUCCCUACGACAGGGACUAUUACUACCACCAGAAAAAAGAAAGCAGAGAAGUCAGGCCACUUUUCCAAAGUCACACAGUCACAAAACUAUUCAAGCCAGGAUUGAAAUUUGGACUAUUCCAUCUCUCACAUAUUGGUUUCUAACCCAUCAAGCAUUCUGCUGAUUUAAAAAAGAAAAUUUAAGGCUGGUCAAGUGGGAGGCACUAACACCUGUGUAAUGUGUCUGUGCAGAGAGAGGGAUAGCAGAAAGGAGUCUCCAGGGGCCACCACACCUCCUUCAGAGAAAUAGAAAGCAGCAGGCAAGGCUGGGUGGAAUCUGCAUUGGCCAUUGCCACCACUGGGGGACCAAGAACAAGGAGGAAGAGCCAAGGUGCAAGAGCAAAGUCUGAAAUGGAUGUUACAUAAAUCAUUUAAAGAGCUGCACAUAACUAUGAACAUUUCUGAAGCCUUUUCUCAGUGAAGUAUAUCAAGAUGAAUGAACCUACCUUCUUGGAUCUUUUGGAAUGUCCUAUGUGUUUAGAAUGCCUGGGUUCUUCUGCAAAAGUCUUACUUUGCCAGCACAGGUUUUGCAAAGGAUGUUUUCUGGGAUAUAGGUUCCCUCAGUUAUUCAUACUGAAGGGCUCUUGUUCGCUCCUGUGAUGAACAUCCAGAUAACAUCUUGAUGGUCAGGCUUCUGGAUGGCAUCAAGCAGAGAGGCCUUGGAAACCUAGCUGGUGGGGGCAUUGGGGCCAACUGCACAAAUGCAUUAAGGGUUCAUGGCAGCACUAUGGCUAAUUGUAGUGCAAAAGAUCUAGAGAGUUCCCAGUGUGGAUAGCAGCCUCCAGUGUAAGCCUGGAGACCCCAGUGAGGGGUAUACCUGUUACCAUGUCCUCAAGCAUUACAUUACUAUGAAGGAAAGGAGCCUGGAGACUUUAAGUUCAGCAAAUGUGACAUCAUCAUUUGUUGACAACAUGUUGAUAAAAACUGGCUCCACAGGGUAAGUCAAUGGGAUCCAUGGCUUUUUUUACAACCAACUUAGUGCAGAUUAUUAAACCAUUGUCUCAGCCCCCACCUCAGUGCAAAGCACUUUAUGCCUUUGAAGUGAAAAACAAAAAAGUAGCAGAUAAUGACUGCCUUCUAUCUGUUAAGGAUGAUGUUCUGACUGUGAUCCAGAGAAUGGAUGUAAGCUGUGCUGAACGAAUGCUGGAAGACAAAAUAGCAAUAUUUCUGAUUUCCUACAUUGAGUUUAACUUGGCUGCUAAGCAGCUGACAGAAUGGGAUAAGCCUCCCAUGCCAGUAGUUGAUGCUGAAACAUGUACUUCAGCAGCAGCCCAGAGCAGCUCUGCCCUAAAGCACUCCAACACCAAGAACAACACCAAAAAGCAUCCUUCACUUUCUUCACCAUGGCAAACAAGCCCUCUCAUGCAUCCCAGAACUGUCAGUCCAUGGAGAUCAGCCCUCCUGUCCUCAUCAGAUCCAGCAACCUUCAGCUGCCAUAAGGAUCAGAGAACUGUCUGUGCUUUCCUUCAGUGCCCUUUCUCAGAUUCACGUGCCCAUGGAACUAUGAAUCCACCCUUUCCAGUACCUGCUCUCCUGGCUGCCAUUGUCUUCACCUCCAUCCUGCCAGGUGCUAUGCCGCUUCUGCUGGAAUGGGUCCCAGUCUCAUGGCAGAAUCCACUGCUCACAGAUGAGAAGAUUGAAUAUUAUGAAGAUGUUAAUUCUCCCCUAAUUUAUCUACAGAUUUGAUGCCAUCUCAUUACAAAUUCUAGCAGUCAAUUUUGUGGAAAUGUGUAUAUUAAUUCUAAAUGCAUAUAUUAAUUAACAUAUAUUAAUUCCCAAAUUUAAGCAGGUAUACAUCAUCUCAGAACCUGGGAUCACAGUAUGGUAAAAAUAAUUAGAAAGUGAUGAAUUUUGAGUAUUAAUUAUUCCUGAUUUUUACAUGAUUUACUUAAUUUUUAAUAAUGCUUGGGUUUAACAAUGAUUGUCAAAAUUUAUAAAAACUACUCUCAUAAAUAAAUAAAUUUGGGCUGACUUUAGCAAAUCAAUGAUACCAGGUAUCCAGAGAAGUUUAAGUAUCUAUGAUUUUCUUACCAGCCAUUCUUAAGUACUGGAAGAAUAUUAGCCUAAUUAAGAGAAAGAAAGGGAAAAUAAAAUGAAAGAAACUUCAGCCCCUUCCCCAGAAUAUAUAAUUUGAUUUCAAGAGUAAGCAGGUUUUUGAAGUUAUAAAUAGGUCAAAUUUUUUUCUACUACCCGGCUGCCUUUCCUUAAAGAUUAUAGGUAAAGUCUAUGGAUUUUGAUGUGGAUAAAACUUCAUAUAAUGUUCUGCAAGCCAUUUAAGAAAAAGAGGAUCAUGAAGUGUUCAUGGUUCCUCUAAAACAAUAUACAUUUUUCCCAAAGUCUACUCCUCUGGCCCCAAAUUGAAAGUCAAUCAUUGAAGUUGCAAAUUGCAGACAAAGAUGAUUUAUAACUAAGGUAAUCUCAAAAGUCUAGAAAUUUGUUUACCCAUUACAUUAUAACAAGUCCAGAACCCUUUUAUCUAUCAGAUAAAUAUUGGUUGAUGAAUGAGCUCUCAGGAGAGCCCUAGAAAUGAGACUAUGCUGCAUUCUUGUAGGAGUUUUCCUUCCACCUAUUAUUCUCUAAUUUAAAGAUGACACUAGCAAAAAUUCCUUAAAUUUUAAUUGAUGGAAAGCAGCCUGUGUCUUGUGCAUUGUGUAGGUGCCAGUUUCUGAGGUUUCAGAUUAUAUAUAUGGAAAGAAAAGCCCCCCCUGGCUAACACAGGAGCUGAAACAAAGGGCAGUAAGAGCUAUUUUGUUCCAUGAAUAUUUUUUGGACAUGGAAUAUAAUGAAGAAUGAUGAUUUGACUGAAGAUGGAUUUAGAAGGAGUAGUAUUUAAAUAAGAAAAAAUAUUUUUCUAAUGAAAAAUGAUGAAGAUCUCACUGCUCUGAACCAUUGGAGAAAUGAAUCCUAUUUUAAACCAAAGAUAAUACUGUAAACAGGUCAGAUUUUAUGUUAAUAUGAAUCUAUAAUUUUCUUCUUCCAUGCACUUGAGUUCAACAUAUUUAUAGAACACAUCUGCUGUGUUGUGUAACCUUCUGCCUGAGUCCUGACUCCUCAGGUUUCCAUAUCUGACAUACCUAUAACAUCUCAAGUUAUUGAGGUCAACCUGAGGAUCCUAAGUCCAUGAAAAUAAAACUCUUGUUCACAUUCUGCAAUUAAAAACAAGUUAAAAGGAAAGGAUUCAUAACAUAGGGUAACUACUUUUUGAAAAGUCAAGAGACUGUGCUAUUUGAUUUCAAUUUUAAACCAUCAUCUUUAUAUGUUUAGGGCUUUAAUUUAUGGAACGACCAGGCAAUCUUUAUAUUUAACAUUAAAUACCUGAAUAUUGUUUCUGUGAAA